AUGUCGGAGCGGCUCUCCCGUCCGUCCAGUCCAUAUCUGGAGCCCCCGAGGAGGAGUGUUGAGUUGGAAGACUCGGGGGCUCAAGACUCAGGUAAGGGCUUUACCAACUCUCUCGUGCUUUUGCGGAACAAUUUGAAUUUACAUGACACUAUGGUUUCCUCAGCAGUUCCCAAUAGUGACGAUGAGCAUUUUUCAGACGCGAGCGAAGGCCACGAGCGCUCUCAUUCCCGCCCACAGUCCGGUCGCGCAUCCCCUAUCCCGUUGACUCGAGUUGAGAGAGUGGACGAUAGACCCGCACACGGUGAAAUUCCCGGUACACCUGCAUAUAAAAAAAGGGAACAAGACGCUGUCCCCGAUGAAAUUGAAAUCAUCCCAACGGCGUCACGUAGCAGGAGCUCGUCCACUGUGGGGUCGCAAAAGCGCCCAUUGACUCCGGGAGGGUCGCCCAUCCCUCGAACAAUUGUUGAAAAGGUUGAUCUAAAUCAACCGAGCCAUGGGGACGUCCCUGGAACGCUUGCAUAUGAGAAGCGUAGAGCGGACGCAGUACCAGAUCUUGUCAUCAAAGCGCCAGAACGGAUAUCGGAUAUCGAUUCACCAGCGGAUGGUGCCGAAUCAAACGAGCCUGAAUCUGUCACUAGCACGCAGGUCCCUGCAACAGUGAUCUCACAAGUGGAUUCAACGGCAAUUGAAGACACGACUUCCCGCCUACACGCUCAUCGGAGGCGCCCAAGUGAUGCCACUCCAGAUGUGAUGGACAAGAUUCCAGAUGCACCAGAUCACACCUCACGAAGAGGCUCGUUAACGAGUGAAAAUGUCAAUCGUGAUUUAGGUGAUGUAGAUGCUGAUUUCGACUAUGGGGACAACGACGAACCCGAAAAUCCUCAAGAUCAAGCAGCUGCGGACGACUUUGACGACUUUGCAGAAGAGCAAGAUUUGGCAGAUGAUGAUUUUGGUGACUUUGACGAUGGCUUUCAAGAACCGGGUGGAGAGACUGCUGCGCCCGAACCGAUUGAGCCUCAGCAGCCUCUCCCACAUCCUCUAGCUCCUCCCAUAAUAGAUUUCGACACCUUCCAGUCUUUCCCCGAUCUCCACGCCGCCUUGGAUCAAACCCUCGACAAACUCUAUCCCAGUUCCAAAAAUGUUUCAUCGCUUCCUCCUCUAGAGCCAAUCCAAGAUGCCUCCUCCAUCUUCAGUACUGAGCGAUCCCUGUCACUGUGGUCUCAGCUCGUCGCGCCGCCGCCAUUGCAGCCGCAGAACUGGGUCAAGUCACGAAUUCGCCGUCUUUUCCUGGUUUCUUUGGGCGUUCCCGUUGACCUGGAUGAGAUACUACCGGCGUCAAAGCAAAAGAAGCUCGUGCUUCCAUCUAUCAAUCUGAGCGGCUCAGACACUACUGGAUCUGCCGCUCACUCACGUUCUCAUAGUCAGGCCAGGAAAAGCGGCUCACAAGACGGCAUUGACAGCCCCACAACGUCUGGUCCAGCAGCUCGGCAUCGAACAUCUCGUCGCCGUGACCGGUCUCCGCCGCCUGAGCUGGAUUUGUCGGCGGUGCGGCGACUGUGUGCCACUACCGAUGCAGCAUUGGACGGGCUGACCGACGCGGAGUUGAGCGGACAUGUUAAGGAACUGGAGCAAGUCACGCUUCGGGCCAGUUCUGUCCUUGAAUACUGGUUGAAACGCCGAGAUGGACUAGUCAGUGAGAGGGAGGCAUUUGAAGGCGUGAUAGAGAACCUUGUCAAUCAUGCAAGGCGUGUGAGGAAAUGA
Messenger RNA from Aspergillus pseudoviridinutans, 1761 nucleotides. RefSeq names its product DUF5102 domain-containing protein. Bases 1 to 1761 code for a protein of 586 amino acids. The record is from RefSeq and is a predicted model, not a curated record. NCBI's taxonomy places the organism in Eukaryota, Fungi, Ascomycota, Eurotiomycetes, Eurotiales, Aspergillaceae. The transcript has 3 exons.